GCGACGUUGGCCGACUAAACCACCCCCGCCAUGCACUCUCCCUUUCGUACUGUCACACCAGAACACUCUCCCCAGGCAUCUGCAGGCCGGAUGCGUCCUCCCACGCGCUACCGCUGAAAGCGCAAUCUAAGCUUUCCCUGGCCUUCGAUGACCGCACCUCGCUCUCCCAGUCGCCGUCCAGCCACUCUAGCCACCCGGGCUUCCGCUUCCGCUUCCAACGGCCACCCCUCUCGUCCUCGCCCUGUCUGCUGCCCUUCUGCUGUGAUACCCGUGACUUUCCUUUCGCCUUCGCCUCUUUCUUCCAGUGAUUCGCACCUGCUUACCUGUCGAGCAUGCGUAGUGGCUGGCGCGUUGUAGCGACUCCUGUGUAUUCGCCCAGCGCAUAGCGCUCUCCAGCCGCCCACCAUGACUGCCCGUGGCAUCGGCGUCUUUACCAUCGAGUUUCCCGACCCCGCCAAGAUCAACUACGUGAACAACCAGUUCAACACCCUCAAUGAGACAAUCUCCUUCCAGUACCGCGGCCUCACAAACAUCCAGACCCUCUCUACCAAGGGCGCCGACUCUGGCGCCGACCCCUACGGCAUACUCUACGUCCCUGAAGUCUUCACCGAGAGCUGCAAGAGGAAUGAAACACAACACGUGCCGGCGAACGCAACACGGAUCGCGGAUCUGCCCGCAGACAGAAACUAUGCACUCAUCGCAUUCGCGCCCUGGUACUCGGCCCAGUGUACGAUCGAGUACUUCACCGCGGCGAGGCAACAGUCAACGACGAAGGGCUUCCUUACAUAUCUGCCAGGGGACAGCAACGCACAGCCACCGGUGUUGAACAACCUUGCAUGGGACCUGCAGGAUGGCGGCAUGUGGCAGCAGGACAACACUUUCCCUACCUACGCCUUGUCUUCCACGAGCGGCAACAACGUCAUGGACCAGCUGAAUCUGUAUUCUGGCAACCUCUCGACAGUGCCCAACGGCGACGACCUUGGCAGAAUAUUCAACAGCACGUCCUACGUUCGACUAUGGGCCACCGUCAGUACAGACUCGGACGGUACUCUCCCCAGUCUAUGGGUCUUUCUGGUGAUUGUCCUUGCUGUCCUGAUUGCUGCGAUCGGUACCACUUCGUUGUGCAUGCACAUUCUCCAGCGUCGCCGCCGCAACGCAUUACGCCAACGCGUACUGGACGGAGAAGUUGACCUCGAAGCUCUCGGCGUCAAGCGCCUCACCGUCUCCCAAGCAGUCCUUGACAAACUCCCCAUCAUAACAUACACUGCCGGGCCUUCUGACGCCGAAAAGCCGCCUGAAGCUCCUCCCGCCGCACUCAGCCUCGCCCCAGGUGUCGACGCAGAGACUGGGCCUAAGACAUCGCCUCUCGCCCGCCGUCCUUCCGCUCCCACAGCCUCCACAACGAACAACGUCGCAUUCUCGCAACCCACGUGUCCAAUCUGCAUCGACGAUUUCGAGCCCAACGAGACACAAGUCCGCGAACUACCGUGCCGACACAUGUUCCACCCAGACUGUAUCGACACGUUCCUGCUCCGCAACUCCUCGCUAUGUCCGAUGUGCAAGCGAAGCGUCCUACCGGCUGGCGCAUGCCCAGUGAAGAUCACAAAUAUAAUGGUACGGCGUGAACGACACAUCGCUCGUAUGCGUGCUCGUUCCGCCUGGUCUGCGGCACACGGUGGUGUCGCACCGCCAGUAUCCGUCACCAUGGGCGGCCAAGCUCGCGGCGCAUUCGGCUCGAUAGGGCGAGCAGUGACAGGACGACGGAUAUUCAGUGCACCGGAGCGGCCGCAAAAUCGACCGGCAGAUAUCGAGAUGGGCAGCACAACGACUGCACGGCCUGUAGCACCAUCACCGCAGCCAGUGUCGAGUGUACCUACGGCUCCACACCCGGUAUCGGCAUCGACGAAUCCUCAGGACUGCGAACCGCCACCAACACCCACACAAAACCGCAGAGAAUGGGCGCGGCAAAGGGCGCUGAAUUUGCUAGGCAAUAGGCAUGCGCCAACCGAAGUCGAUGCUCUCGAACAAGAAGAGAACGCGAGGCCAAAGUGGAGACGUGCGCUUAACAAGGUGUUCCCUGGCUUCCGGUGAUCUCACAACCCAAUCGUUUGCGUAGUUGCGUGGGUCGAUCGUACAUACAUACAUACCUUCUUUUGAUACCGUAUCUUAGGGCAAGGACGGAUUUUGGCGCAUUGUCUUUCUGGGAAAGGCAGUUCUGGUAUGUGCAAGGCGUCUGGGUGCCGUUUUUUUUUUUGUUAUGCAUAAUUGGCGAUCUACACAGCCUACAUGUUCAUAGUGUCUGAAAUCGUAAAGUCUAUCACGCUAAG
Messenger RNA from Macroventuria anomochaeta, 2327 nucleotides. RefSeq lists its product as uncharacterized. The coding region runs from base 406 to 2091 and encodes 561 amino acids. The record is from RefSeq and is a predicted model, not a curated record. NCBI's taxonomy places the organism in Eukaryota, Fungi, Ascomycota, Dothideomycetes, Pleosporales, Didymellaceae. The transcript has 2 exons.